Molecule: messenger RNA, 1380 nt
Organism: Pistacia vera
Lineage: Eukaryota; Viridiplantae; Streptophyta; Magnoliopsida; Sapindales; Anacardiaceae
Product: amino acid permease 8-like
Cellular component (GO): plasma membrane
Source: RefSeq, a predicted model, not a curated record
AUGGAGGCAACAGAAGAAGGACGCAUUCGAACUGGAACUUUGUGGACGGGUACAGCCCAUGCUUUUACUGCAAUAGUUGGUUCAGGUAUUUUGGCAUUGCCAUGGAGCGUGGCUCAACUUGGUUGGAUUUUGGGACCCCUUGUUCUCGUUACAUUUGCAAUCGUUACUUAUUACACAUCCAUCAUUUUCUCUGAUUGCUAUCGAACUCCUGACCCUGUCACUGGAAGAAGAAACCAUACUUACGGAGAUGCUGUGAGAACACUCUUAGGUCCGACUGAAGUACUGCUUUGUAGUAUAUUGCAAUAUACAAUAUUAUGGGGAACGAUGAUUGGCUACACGAUUACAACUACCAUUAGUGUCGCGACUUUGAAGAGAUCAACUUGUUUCCAUGAGAAGGGACAAAAUGCAACAUGUGGAGUAUCAGGAAAUCUAUACAUGCUAACCUUUGGAGCAACUGAAAUUAUUCUAUCUCAAUGUCCAAACUUAGAGAAAAUAACAUUCCUUUCAGUCGUCGCUACUGUUACAUCACUUCUAUAUUUUGCUAUUGCACUUUUCCUAUCAAUCGCAAAAUUUUUCUCACAUCUUGAGUUCAAAGGAACUCUCAAGGUAGCUAAUUCCGAAACAGGGUUACCAUCAUCGACCAAGAUUUGGCAUGCCUUUCAAGCCCUCGGAAACAUUGCUUUUGCCUUCGGCUACUCCAAUAUUCUACUUGAAAUCCAGGAUACACUGAAGUCUCCCCCACCGGAAAAUAAAGUGAUGAAGAAAGUGACUUUGUAUGCAAUUGGUGCAACAACACUGUUUUACUUAUUUUACAUUUCUCUUGGAUGCAUGGGUUAUGUGGCCUAUGGAAAUGAUGUUCCCGGAAAUGUUCUCGCCGGAUUUUAUAAUAUAUUCUGGCUCGUUGACAUUGCCAACCUUGCUGUAAUUAUACAUUUAAUUGGAGCUUAUCAGGUAUAUUCUCAACCAAUUUUUGCCAUCCAUGAGAAGUGCAUUGUAACAAGAUGGCCAACUUCAUUUUUCAAUACUGUUUACACAGUUAAACUCCCAUUCAUAAAAAAGUACACAAUCCGCUUCACCUUGAGCAAACUUCUGUUGCGAACAGUCUUUGUCAUUUUCACAACCGCAGUAGCAAUGAUGUUCCCGUUCUUCAACGCGAUUCUUGGGCUUCUAGGAGCAGUUUCUUUCUGGCCACUAACAGUGUAUUUGCCGAUGAGCAUGUACAUUGUGCAAGCAAAGAUCAAAAGAGGAAGCUCUAAAUGGAUGAUGUUUCAAAUUCUGGGGUUGUCAUGCUUGAUUGUAACUCUCGUUGCUGCAAUUGGUUCAAUUGCAGAUAUUUUAGAGCUUCUUAAGAAUGCAAAGCUGUUUCAUAUUCAACUCUAG